AGUCAUUUGCAGAAAUGGCUGAAUUAUUGUUUGUACCUUUUAAAAAAUCCUCCGAUGUUGAUAUUGUGAAACCAUUGAAGAAUCUAAUUCAAUCUACUUACAAUACCGGGGAGAGCAAUGAGGACUACAGCGAAGCGCUUAACGAAUUGAGCCGCCUCAGGACCAACGCUAUUUGGAAAGUGUUUGAGAAAUCUUCUUUGGAUGUUAUUUACAGCUACUAUGACCAACUGGUGCGGUUGGAAAGUAAGAUCCCACCGCAGGAGGUGCAGAUACCAUUUAAGUGGAAGGAUGCCUUUGACAAGGGUUCUAUUUUUGGAGGCCGGAUGAGUCUAACCAUAAGCUCCCUGGCCUACGAGCGGAUGUGUAUACUGUUCAACAUUGCUGCGAUGCAGAGCACCAUCGCCGCUCAGCAGCCUCUUGACACCGAGGACUCCCUCAAACUGGCUGCCAAACAUUUUCAGCAAGCGGCUGGCGUAUUCGCUUAUUUGAAAGCGAAUAUAAUGAUGGCCGUGCACCAGGAGACCACGCCCGAUCUGAACCCGGACACUCUCAAUGCGCUGUCGCAGCUGAUGCUGGCGCAGGCGCAGGAGGUCAUCGUGUACAAGUGUAUCCGUGACGAGAUGAAGAAGAGCAUGGUGGCGAAGGUGUGCGCGCAGUGCGAGGAGCUCUACACGGACGUGCUGCGAGCGCUGCAGAAGGAGCCCAUGCGAUCUCUGUGGGACCGCGACUGGAUCCCCACCAUCACCGCCAAACAGAUGGCUUUCCGCGGACUCACACACUUCUACCAGAGCCUGGUGUGUCGCGCCAACAAAGCCGUCGGCGAGGAGAUCGCUCGUCUACAGUUCGCAGUGGAGCAGCUGAAGGCGGCGUCGUCCCGCGCCGGCCCGGGGGCUGCGCUGCAGGAGCAGGGCUCGCGCGCGGCCCGGCACCUGGCGCAGGCGCGCAAGGACAACGACUUCAUCUACCACGAGCGCGUGCCCGACGUGCGCCAGCUGGAGCCCGUGCAGCGCGCGGCGGUGGCGCGGCCCCUGCCGCCGCCGCAGCCCCCGCAGGCGUGGGCGGAGCCCCCGGCGCGGGACCUGUUCGCGGACCUGGUGCCGCUGGCCGUGCACCAGGCCGUGCAGGCCAGCCGCGCGCGCCGCUCGGAGAUGGUCAACGCGGAGAUCAACAAGCUGCGCGACGCCACGCAGCUGCUCAACAGCAUCCUGGCGUCGCUGAGCCUGCCGGCGUGUAUCGAGCGCGAGUCCAGGUCCGGGGAGCUGCCGGCCUCCAUCCGCGGCAAGGCGGCGGCCGUCAGGGACGCCGGGGGGCUGCCCGCGCUGCAGCGACUCAUGGCCGAGCUGCCGGACCUGCUCACCAGGAACCGGGAGAUACUGGACGAGGCGGAGCGCAUGCUGCGCGAGGAGGAGGAGUCGGACGCGUCGCUGCGGCAGCAGUUCGGGGAGCGCUGGGGGCGCACGCCCUCCGCCAACCUCACGGAGGCCUUCCGCGCCAACGCCGCCAAGUACCGGCAGAUCAUCGACAACGCCAUCCGCGCCGACAACAUCGUGCAGCAGAAGUACCAGCAGCACAAGGAGAACAUGGCGCUGCUGAGCGGCAGCGAGGACGAGAUCGACGCGGGCGUGCCGGCCGCCGCCGCUGAUGCUGCACCCACCGACGCAGCCGCGGUACACAAGCUCAGGGAACUCAUGGAGAACGUGGAGACGAUGAAGGCGGAGCGGGACGCGCUGGAGGCGGAGCUGAAGGACACCACGGUGGACCUCCGGGAGCGGUUCCUGUCCGCGCUGGCGGCCGACGGCGCCCUCGACGAGCCCGCGCUCUCCGCCGCCGCCCUCGGGGCUGCGCUCGCGCCCCUGCAGCGCCAGGUGUCGGAGACGCUGCAGCGCCAGGAGGCGCUGGUGUCGGAGCUGCAGUCCGCGCACGCAGCCCUGAUGGCCGCCAGCGGAGGCGCCAGCGGCCGGGACCGCGCCCUGGGCCUGCUGGCCGCCGCCUACGACGCCUUCCAGGACCUCACCGGGAACCUCAAGGAGGGCGUCAAGUUCUACAACGACCUCACGCAGCUGCUGGUGGCGUUCCAGAACAAGGUGUCUGACUUCUGCUUCGCUCGCAAGACGGAGAAGGACGAGCUGCUGAAGGACCUGACGCAGGAGGCGUCCCGCGCCCCCCCGCGCCCCGCGCCCGCGCCCCCCCAGCCCGCAGCGGACGAGCCCCCUGCGGUGCGUCGGGAGGCCCCGCCGCGCCCCCCGCCCCCCGCCGCCCCCGCCGCCCCCUCGGGGCCCGGCGCCCCCGCCGCCGCCCUGCCCUACCCUCCACAACCUCAAGGCAUGCCGCUGCCGUACGGGAACCCAGCGGCGACUCAGUUCGCGUACUACGCGCCGCCGAUGCCUGCCAUGUACAACCCGUACGCCACGCUCCCCUACCCGCACCACGCGCGCAUGCCGCCCCCCCAGCAGUACCAACCCUACCAGUACCCCGCGCACAACCCGCCCGGGUACCCGCCGCCCGCCGGCUACAACCCCUACCCGCAACAGUAGCCGCCCCGCCAGUACCCCGCACACAACCCGCCCGGGUACCCGCCGCCCGCCGGCUACAACCCCUACCCGCAACAGUAGCCGCCCCGCCAGUACCCCGCACACAACCCGCCCGGGUACCCGCCGCCCGCCGGCUACAACCCCUCCCCGCAACAGUAGCCGCCCCGCCAGUACCCCGCACACAACCCGCCCGGGUACCC
Messenger RNA from Achroia grisella, 2731 nucleotides. RefSeq names its product programmed cell death 6-interacting protein (gene ALiX). The transcript has 16 exons. Gene Ontology annotation, molecular function: protein binding. Gene Ontology annotation, biological process: mitotic cytokinesis. The coding region runs from base 15 to 2534 and encodes 839 amino acids. Gene Ontology annotation, cellular component: endosome. NCBI's taxonomy places the organism in Eukaryota, Metazoa, Arthropoda, Insecta, Lepidoptera, Pyralidae. The record is from RefSeq and is a predicted model, not a curated record.